Molecule: messenger RNA, 1520 nt
Organism: Scheffersomyces stipitis CBS 6054
Lineage: Eukaryota; Fungi; Ascomycota; Pichiomycetes; Serinales; Debaryomycetaceae
Gene: SIM1
Product: SUN family protein
Exons: 1
Coding region: 243-1325 (360 amino acids)
Biological process (GO): fungal-type cell wall organization
Cellular component (GO): cell surface; fungal-type cell wall
Source: RefSeq, a predicted model, not a curated record
AACAGAUCAGAAAUCGUGAGUUUAACUCGUUCCAUUCCUUAAACACUCCCUUAGUUCUCUAACUAUAGUCCUUCCUUAUACCGAUUGUUCGCAGACCAAUCCAGAGAUCAAACUCGUAUUUCGUAUCUAUUCUAUCUUCAGUUUCAGAUCAAUAACUAUCUUUAACAGUAUUAUUACCAGUAUCACUACCAGUACUAUUACUUCUCCAAACUCCAAACAUCUUAUUGUAAUUAGCAUCUAAAAUGAAGGUUUCUGUUCUUUCCACUUUGACCCUUGCUGCCUCUGUGUUGGCUGCUCCAAUGCAACACAAGCACCACCAACACGACAAGAGAGCCGUCGUCACCAAGAUCGUCUACGUCGACGGUAACGGUAACUUGGUCAACGGUCCAGCUGCCACCUCUGCUGCAGCUGCCGUUGCUUCUGUCGCCACUCCCUCCGCCGUUGCUUCUCCAGCCGCUUCUGCUGCCUCUUCCUCUUCUCAAGGUGGUUCCAGCCAGGGCGGUAUCAACGGUGACUUGAACCCUUUCACCAACCCAAGCGUUGCCUUUGAAGACGGUAAGUACUCCUGUGACUCCGUUCCUGUCGGCCAGGGUGUUAUCGCUGUCGACUGGAUUUCUGGCUUGAACGGUGGAUGGACCACCAUCAUGAACGGCAACGGUCAGACCUCUGCCAACUGUCAAGACGGCUACUACUGUUCGUACGCUUGUCAGGCUGGUAUGUCCAAGACCCAAUGGCCAUCCGAACAACCAGCCAACGGUGUUUCUGUUGGUGGUUUGCUCUGUAAGAACGGUUUGUUGUACAGAUCCAACACCGACAACGACUACUUGUGUGAAUGGGGUGCUCAAACCGCUGAGUUUGUUUCCAACAUUGGCCAAGACGUUGCCAUCUGUAGAACUGACUACCCUGGUUCCGAAAACAUGAACAUCCCAACCUUGUUGACUGCCGGCGGCAAUGCUCCUGUUUCCGUUGUUGACUCUGACUCCUACUACACCUGGAGAGGAGGAAAGACCUCUACUCAAUACUACGUUAACAACGCUGGUGUUUCUGUAGAAGACGGUUGUAUCUGGGGUACUGACGGUUCCGGUGUCGGUAACUGGGCUCCUGUUGUUCUUGGUGCCGGUACUACUGGUGGUAGAACUUAUUUGUCCUUGAUUCCAAACCCUAACAACUUGGUCAAGCCAAACUACAACAUCAAGAUCGUCGCUGCUAACGGUGCCAACGUCAAUGGUGACUGUAAGUACGAAAACGGCCAGUACAACGGUGCUGGUAGCGAUGGUUGUACCGUCACUGUUGUGUCUGGUACUGCCAACUUUGUUUUCUACUAAGCCUAGUGAUACCUUUUCUUCUCGAUCUGUUUUAUUAUUGUCACUUUUAGUUUAUGUAGUUAUUGUUAUUGUUGGCGAUGUGAAUAUGUCUGUAUCACCGGGUUCUUUUUGAUGUUGGUCGAUUCUCGACUGGCCUUUUGUUCGUUUGAAGCUUUCCAUUUUUCGAGUAUAGCAAUAAAACGCAUCGGAAGAAUU